Messenger RNA from Hemisphaericaspora subhashii, 1155 nucleotides. It is a transcript of the gene AGA1, whose product is annotated as Aga1p. The transcript has 2 exons. The coding region runs from base 1 to 1155 and encodes 384 amino acids. NCBI's taxonomy places the organism in Eukaryota, Fungi, Ascomycota, Pichiomycetes, Serinales, Debaryomycetaceae. The record is from RefSeq and is a predicted model, not a curated record.
AUGCAUUCUAAAAACACCGUAUUACCACCUGCUAACGGGAAGAAGUUAUGGAGGGUUAAGAGAUCUACCUCAACUUCUCAAGCAUCACAUAACUCAGCUAUUUCACAGACUUCGUUGGAAUGUUUGAAAAACUCAUUACAAAUAUCUGCUGCUACUGCUGCUAACGGUUCUUUUUCUGCAAGAAGACCUUCCUUGAAGAGGCCCAAGAACAAACCGGGAAUGCCCAAGGAUUUUGUGUUUGUUGAUUUAUCACCAGUUAAGUCAGAAAUACUGGAAAAGGAAGAUUCUCCAAAUGUUAUCACACCAGCUAUGCAGUUUCCUUCUCCUCCGAUGUCGGUCGAUGAAUCUACAAACUUAUUUGAUUCCCCUGAUGCAAGUGAAACAAACACUUCAAGUGACAAUGAUUCUGUUUUCUCAAGUAUUGACAACUAUUUCUUUGAUCAAACCAACUCAUCAAAUCUGGUAUCAAUAAGUAAUGCUGGUUUGGGAAUCAGCCUUGACUGGAAUCAAUCUGGCUUUGUCGUGCCUGACUUUUCUCAACAGCAACAACAGCCUCAACCAUUCCAACCAGAACCACCUGUUCUCGAAGAUCUGUUAUCACAGCAGUUAUUUGGUUAUCAAAAGGCAAUGAUUCAACAGUAUUUGCAAAUCCAACAGUUACAACAACAAUUACAAGAGCAACAGAGAAAACAACUUGAAUUACAAACUCAAAAGAUUCAACAAGAAAUAGAAUUAUCAUUACUUUCUCCUAUAAAUAGUCAAUUCACAUUCAACCAAACUCCAAAGUCAGCCAAAAGAUCAAAUGAGAAGAAGAAAACUGCUGGUCAGUUCCAAUUCAAAUCUUAUACUGGUCCAAAGAAACAUGGAAGAUCAGGUUCUGAAGCUUCAAUCAAGAAGCCACAACGUCGGAAUCAACAAAGGUCAUCCAGCGUGGGAAAUUUCCCAGAGCAAUUGCUCACUCCGGUUAGUCAAGUUAGUGCCUUCGGUGUGGAUGAAACUAGUUUGCAGCCACCAAUUUCCUUCGGUCUUGGUAACAGCUAUCAACCUGACAUAUUUGAUUUAUCCUAUUUCGAUGCUUUAAAUAAUAAGGAUCUUGACUUUUCAUUGUUGCAGCCUUGUGGAAUUGAUCAAUUGUUACUUGAUACCCAAGAGUAG